Messenger RNA from Formica exsecta, 1589 nucleotides. Its product is annotated as alpha-1D adrenergic receptor-like. The transcript has a single exon. The record is from RefSeq and is a predicted model, not a curated record. Gene Ontology annotation, cellular component: membrane. Gene Ontology annotation, biological process: adenylate cyclase-activating adrenergic receptor signaling pathway. Gene Ontology annotation, molecular function: G protein-coupled amine receptor activity. Bases 86 to 1324 code for a protein of 412 amino acids. Lineage: Eukaryota; Metazoa; Arthropoda; Insecta; Hymenoptera; Formicidae.
GGCACGUUGCUAUUCGCGCGCGGCCACGACCUCCGCUUCAUCUUUACCGAGAUAGCAUCUACAGUCCCCGGCGAGGGUGCGAGUGAUGCCGCUACUCGGCAGCAUUAUGACCAUCGCCGUUGAUAGUCCGACAACGGCGUCCACGAGCGUCUUCGAGGGGAACAUGACGUGGUCUCGACCAAUCAGUGGUGGCUCUACGUUUUCGAGUAACGAGGCCCACCCGACACGUGCGAUCCCGUACGGUGAGCGUCAGGCCGUGGCAGCUACCAGCGAUCGUGUUAAUCGCCUCCACAGUGGCGGAGGUGCAGAGACAGAAGCGAGCGAAAACGCUGCUAGAAACAACGAAAAAUACACCGAGGGCGGCGAGCGUGGCAUUGCAACGAAGAGAAAGGGCGACGUGGCAGCAAGAAAGGAAGCUUCCCACCAUUGCGGCCAGACUUCAGAAAGUCGAGUUUGUGGCAGGAACACCGUAGGCGCGACAAAGAGUGGGGAAACUGCAUUUACUGGCGAAGAAAACGUGGCAGGGAUAGGCACUGGAGGUGGCGGCGGUGAACAAAGUGUCGACGGCAUAGGCAGUACUAACGAUAGUGUAAGUGUGAGUACAGGUAUAUCGAAUAGCACGGAGGAGGGAGUCGCGAUCGAAUACGGGAAGGGUCUGUUGCUCUUCGGUUUUAGCGACACGAUGGAGGACAUGAUCGGUUCGUUCAAUGACUCGUUCAACAUGAGUCACCGUCAUCCUUGGAACCUUAGCUUGUAUAACGAUACUUUGAUCGUUCUGGGUGAGAGUCUGUAUCCGUCGGGAUAUACCCUUCCGCACAUUGUACUUGCGUCUAUCCUGGCGACGAUGCUGAUGAUCGUGAUUGUCGUGGGAAAUAUGCUAGUGAUAAUCGCCAUCGCCACGGAAAAGGCGCUCAAGAACAUACAGAAUUGGUUUAUAGCCAGCCUCGCGGUAGCGGACUUCUUUCUCGGCCUCGUGAUCAUGCCAUUCUCGCUCGCUAACGAAAUCAUGGGCUACUGGAUCUUCGGAUAUUGGUGGUGUGACAUUUAUUCCGCCAUGGACGUGCUGCUGUGUACAGCCAGUAUUAUGAAUCUGUGCCUCAUCAGCCUGGACAGAUUUUGGAGCAUCACCCAAGCGGUCGACUACCUGAAGAAAAGAACGCCGGCUAGAGCGGCGCUCAUGAUCGCUCUCGUCUGGCUGUUAUCGGCGCUCGUUUGUAUACCUCCGUUACUCGGGUGGAAAAGACCCACUCCGGAAGAAGAGUAUCCCAAGUGCGAGGUGAGUCGACAUUUUAUUAAACAACGAACUGUUACUUAUCAAUUUUAAUUAUACAUUAUAAUAUUAAUCGUUAUAUCUCAGAGUAUUUAAUUUGAGCGAUAAGUAGUGCUUAGUCGUAAGCCAAUAUCGCACGUAGAUGUUGCGUAAGAGUUAUAUGGAAUUACAUAAAUCGCUAUAUUGGAAACAUAGAGAAUAUAUCGGCAUAUCGGAUUAAGUUUCUCUAAUGAAUCGGAAAACUGAAGUCUCGGCAAAGGUUGACGAACGUCACUUACAGUUCUAAUCGUUUAUUUGUCUUUUUUCGUUAUUAAGUUAU